AUGUUCAAAUCAUCGACCACCAGUUCUGACGUGGCACCGCGAGAAACCAUAAUGACCUUCUCAGGAGAUCGACACGAGCUGCAACCUUCAGGAAUUCUUCAUUCUUCCAGUCAAGCUUCAACGCACGUGACUGCAGCAAAAUCCACAGUAGUACCAUCUCCUCCAACUCAGUUGUCAUUAUUGACUUCAAUUCUAAGGUCUGGAAAGCGGCCUUCUGUGUCACCCAACUCCUCAGAACAAUCAAAACCAGUUUCUUCCACAACAUCCCUGAUCGCCAUUGGUUCACAAUCACCUAGCAAAUUUCCAGUUCCUACUACUCUACAAGUAUCAUCUUCCUGUCCAAAAGCAAAAGCAUUUUCUCCCACUCCUCGGACGUCUCUGCCAUAUUCUUCUGGAAAACUUGCGGAAGUUUCUUCGAUCUCCUCAAGAUCCUUAACCACUCUUUCAUCCCCAGAGCCUGGAAAAAAUACUCUUCAUUGCUCAUUUACAUCUUUAUCUCAAAAACAUGGAAACACUUCCACGGAGUCAACGGAAACUUUACCCAGCUUCUCAUCCGUAAAAGAUCAUGCUGAUUACUCAAGGCUGAGCAAUUCUACACCCACAAUGAUAUCAUUGUCACAUGCUACAAAGCCCCCUACCUUACCCCUUUGUCCCUUCCCAAGACAUGGACAACUUCCUCCCAGCACAGGACAACUUACUUCAUAUCGUUUUUCACCAAUCAGUUCAUUCUCCCCAGCGCAAAAGAUAGAGCCUCCUUUAUCAGAUCUUACUUUACCCUCUGAAGGAUCCAGUAAAAUUUCCCCCACACCUCAUUAUUCAAACUUCAGUUACUAUCCUGGAGAAAUUGACACUCUGUCUCUUGCUCCAAAGGUUUCUUCCCUUUCUCCUACUGCAAGACCCUACAAUAUUUCUUCUAUAUCAGAACAGUCUGUUCCAUCUCCCACAGCCUCCAUGUCGUCUUCAUCCACUCAAGUUAACUCCUCACCACAGUCUGGUUCCCUCACUCCUACUCCAUUGAAUGUAAAUUCUGUUUUGUCUACACCAAGAUCAAUUUCUGUUUCUUCUACCCAAAAUCAAAUUGUGCCUCACUCUUCAUCAUUAGGAUUGAGCUCCCAUUCCCAUAUUCCAAAUUAUUCUUUCUCACAAAGACCGUCUAGCCCAGGACAGUUAUCGUUCCACCUUUCUCCUUUCUCUAGAUCCAAUGCUAAUGUUAUCAAUCCAGCUCACCCUACAGCACAGAUCUCUAACCCACGACUUGAAAUAACAACAACAUCUAGCUCAGCCCAAUCCCCUCCUCCACCAUCACAUUUCUCAAGGUCUGGUACAAAGUCUCCAACACAAUCUUUAUCCUAUUCUACUGAGAUCGAGCCAAAGAAACCACAAAAGUACAAGAUCAAGUCAAGUUAUAAGGCUUUUGCAGCAAUACCAACAAACACACUGCUUUUGGAGCAGAAGGCCAUUGAUGAAGCAAUCAGUGACUCUGAGGAAUCUGCAGCAGCUGGCACAUCUGAGAAAACCCACUCACAAUUUCUACUUGAAUCAGAGAGUCUCAGGCAGCAGACUGAGGAACUGUAUGCUACUAUUGAACAAUUGCUCGAGGAUCCACUGCCAACGCGUUCCUCAAGUUCUACUCCCAACUCCUUGCAGAAGCUUCAGUACUCAGAAGCGUACAAACCCAUUAAUCCUGCACCAAAAUCAGCUGGGAGAGAAACCAAAUAUGCUAACCUCCAUCUGUCAGCAUCAGAAUCCACUGAGAAUCGGCCUACUAGACCUGGUGUGAUUCGUCCAAUUACUGCUGUUCAGAAGGUGUCUGCAGUUCCAAAGAUUGAAGAAACCUGUCAUACCCUGUUUAGAAAGCACCCUGAAGAAUUUGGUGACACUGAGCCACGUCACUCAAUAACCACAAUCCAUGAAAACGAAGCUCUGGGGAUCAAUGAGCUCACUGAUGCGAUAACAGAACUGAACAGGGAUCAGUAUCAAAGUCAAAAUGGACAAAGGGGACUUGAGACAUCAGUACCACCAAACUCUGACUAUAACCAGGAAGCACUGGUGAUCUUGGAAGAACAGUAGGCAAGCUGUCAAAUCAUGAGCAAAGGUGUAAGACUCCAACUUGCCAUAUGUUGUUUCACGAAGUAACAUAUCACCUUACUGCAUGUCAAAGGGCUUCUUUACUGUAAAUUUGUAUUUUCAAAUUGAUAUUUUAUGAAAUCAGUAGUUAGCAUACACCAUUAUUUAAAGGAAAGUUCUGUCAUGAUCGACUAAAGUCAUUUAUUUUGUAUAUCAAAAUCUUUCAAAACAUCAGAUUUGUCACUGACAUACAUUGUACUAAUUCAGUAUUGCUAA
Messenger RNA from Hemiscyllium ocellatum (epaulette shark), 2343 nucleotides. RefSeq names its product muscular LMNA-interacting protein (gene mlip). Bases 1 to 2070 code for a protein of 689 amino acids. Gene Ontology annotation, cellular component: sarcolemma; PML body; nuclear envelope. The record is from RefSeq and is a predicted model, not a curated record. Gene Ontology annotation, biological process: negative regulation of transcription by RNA polymerase II. The transcript has 12 exons. Gene Ontology annotation, molecular function: lamin binding; transcription corepressor activity. NCBI's taxonomy places the organism in Eukaryota, Metazoa, Chordata, Chondrichthyes, Orectolobiformes, Hemiscylliidae.